UCUUUUGUUCCAGUCUGUACCGAAAUUUUACAUUUGCGUUGGAUGUUUUCUAAAUAACUAAACUGAACUAAACCACAUCAACUGCUUCAUUUUGCGCAAGGUAGUAAAUGACAGAAUACUUCUGAGAGGCAUCAGUUCUGCUAGAAGUUUUAACAAUAGCAAAACACCCCCUGGAUAUGGGUCGAAAUCUGCCCUUGCUAAUAUCAUGUUAUACUCGUAGAUUAGGCUUGCCUUACCAGAAUAUGAUUUAUGUUUGGUCCUAGCUCUAGACUAAAAAUAAAGAAAGAUGUUUUUUCUAGGGGUGUUACUUUUUUUUGAAUCUUUAUUGUUCACUUCAUAUGGUCAAAAUGAUCUCCUCAGCAAGGUAAAAGUAAAGCUUUAUAGAACAAACGAAAAACAACUGUUUCUUUGUUCAGGUUUAUCUAACAAAGCGUUUCUGAUAAAUGUUUCGUAAAAUUAAUCAGAAAAUCAUAUUUAUAGGCUAAAUCUAAACGAGAAAAAGAAACGACCUUGGAAAUAUUAGACAAAGACACAUUCAUCAGUGUACUGGUGCAUCUGCUGACUAGUUUUCUCAUUCUCGUUUUAGCGGAAACACAAAGGUGUGAUACAUCUGAAAUAUAUGCUGCAAAUAUGUUUAAUGGAAAAAUUAGUUCAUUGUUUAAUAAAUUCAAACGAAUUGAUGUUGUAUUUCCUUCUUCAGAUAAUUAUUGUCUCCACGAGAUUAUGAACAAUGAAAACAACAAUACUAAACUAGCCGUUAAUCAACUGAAAGGAAACUUCGUUAUGCCAAAAUCAUCUGAGUGGCAAAUUCUAGUAGAAAGCAAUGCUCCAGUUAUUGGUGAAAGUAUUUGUCGUAUAUGGCAAGCAUCUAAUCCAAAUGGAAAAAUAGUACUCGUAUCUUGUCCAGAUAGAAAAAUACUGCUUUUAACUCGUGCUGAUGGAAAACAAUUUAUUCAAAAUGUGACAAGUCUACAUUACGACAUCAAUAUUAGAUUAAUUGAACAUGGAUUGAUUAAUCUUCAUGGAUUUGAUUCAGAAUGUGUUUGCAUAAAGUCCAAAAAAAGUGAUCUGCUAUUCUUAGCCAUCGCUAAUGCACCACAAUUUCAAAAUCGAUUAAUCGUAGACAUACUGCAAGCUCAAGGUAAAACACUAGAUGAAGAAAGAUAUAACAUAAUUAAAAAAUCCCCAAGAAAAUACGAUGAUAUAUCAGCAUUAAAAGCGUUACUACCCACAAGUGAUGCUGCACAUCAGCAUUUCAAAAGAGCUGCCGUGGCCGUGCAUAUGUAG
Didymodactylos carnosus is the source of this 1287-nucleotide messenger RNA. NCBI's taxonomy places the organism in Eukaryota, Metazoa, Rotifera, Eurotatoria, Philodinida, Philodinidae. The record is from the annotation of a GenBank genome assembly.